CUUAGUCAACCUUGAAAAUGGAGUCUACGUUCAUAUUGCGUGGAUGAUCGCAAUGAAGAUAACUACUCCUAUAAGCAGUCUAUACUACAGCGUAUAUAUCGUGGCUCUGCAGGAUCUGUCAGGACUUCGCAUCCGACCUUCCAAAACCUGGUCAACUUGAUUGGAAGCGCGUUUGUCGCAUUAUGCAGCAGGGUGAUUCCAGGUUGGAAUAGCACUGGUCUGGAAUAACACCCGUGUGCUAUUACACUCUAGAUCUAGUACAUACCUUCCCCCCUCCCUCGCUCACAAUGUCCCUCGUCCCGCUAGACUACGGCUCCUCAUCCGACUCAGACGCAGACUCGGAACCAAACAAUAUCCCCACUCCUGAGUUACCACAACAACAACAGCAACCAUCCUCGUCCAAACCACCACCAGCCUCCCUCUUCGCAAACCUCCCUCCUCCAUCCUCACGCCAAACGAACGCACUUCCACCACAACCAUCCAAAAACCUAUUCGCAGCUCUCCCGCCGCCCCGCUCAGCGUCCUCCUCCUCCACCACCAACCCACCAAAACGACCAAACGCCGACUCUGCAGACCGCGACGCGAAACGAGGGAAGAGGGUGAAGAUUUAUGUUGACCUGCCUCGUGUUGGGGAUGACGAGGAUGAGGAUGACGACACGAAGGGAGGGAAGGGAGUGGGAGAGGGAAAGCCCGCGUCGUCAGCUGUAUCAGAUCUCUUCAGUAGAUUACCGCCGCCAAAGAAGAGUGCCGGAGGAGGUGAUGUUGGGAUUCCACCCGAAACAGGGGCGGCGUCAGCGUCAGCGUCAGGAGUACCACGCACGGCUCCCCUCGCAUCAACACCCAUGGUACCAUAUACCCUUUCGAAGAAGAAUAAGAGCAAGCCCAUGGGUGCAACUGGUGGAAGUGGGACGAUAAACAAACCGCUGCCUCCAAGCAACGAUCCAGUCGAUGACGAGGAUGAAAUCGGCGCGGACGAGUUCUUCACACUAUCAAACCCAACACCAACCUACACAGAAGACGAACCAACGGCAUCCGCAUCAGCAGACUACACAUACACCACCCCCUCCGCAUCCGCCCAAUACGCCUACUCCGCCUCCGCUCAAUAUGCUUACACCCCGGAAGUAUACGGGGUAGAAUCCUACCCGCCAGAAACAUACCCCUCCGGCCCCCACCCAUUCCCAAACCUCCCCUCCAACCUCCCCCACGACGCCCUCCGCGCCCUCUCAACCCCCUCCACCUCCUCCCACGAAAUCAACAUCACAGAAAUAACCCAAUCCUCCCUCAUCGACACCCACUGGACCCCCGACACCUCCAAACGGUCCUCCACAGCAGUUGGUCACGGAGGUGGUGUGAGUAAGGCGGGGAAACGCAAACAUACCAUCAUGGCCCUCGCGGUGGAUGCAAGGGCGAGGCAGGAUGCGCUUGCGGAGGCGGCGGCGCAGAAAAGGGUUACAAAGGCGGCUACGAGGGCAAAGUAUGGGUUUUAGGGUGGUGGGUAGGAUGGGGAUGGGAUGUGGGAUGUUUUGCAAGUCUUUUAGGGGGAGCCCUUUGUCAUAUACGCUUUUGUUUUUGUGGGAUGUACAGUAACACUUGGGAUGGAAUGUACAGCUGUACGAAUGGCAGAUGAGUCCAUGGGGUCCGUUUCCCUGUCUUGUUCCGUUCGCCGCCCCCCUACCCGUGAAUCUGUUAG
Fimicolochytrium jonesii is the source of this 1690-nucleotide messenger RNA. RefSeq lists its product as uncharacterized. The transcript is spliced from 2 exons. Gene Ontology annotation, cellular component: nucleus. Bases 288 to 1487 code for a protein of 399 amino acids. NCBI's taxonomy places the organism in Eukaryota, Fungi, Chytridiomycota, Chytridiomycetes, Spizellomycetales, Powellomycetaceae. The record is from RefSeq and is a predicted model, not a curated record.